UGGAGGAGGGAGGUGUGAGUGAGGGAAGGAGGGAGACUUCAGCACAGCUUGUCCAUCUUGUUAUUCCCUUGCCAGCACCAGCAUGCAUGUCUGCUUAUCAGCUGAUUUGUAGCUUUGUGUCAGAAGUUGAUCUGCUCCUCUUCCAGCAGCGUCACCCUCAGAGGACAGAGCCAGUCUUCAUUCUGGAGGGAAAGACCCCAGUCGAGUCCCACCGGGGGGAUGGAGGAGCCAGCCCUGCCUCUCUGCCUCUCACCGGGGAACAGAGCUCUGGACUCUGGCAGAGCGAGAGUCUUUUGGCCGAGUCCUGGUCCACGAUGGGCGACGUGGACCCAGAGGACACCAAGAGCGUCGACAGCAGCGACGGGGUGGUUCUAACCGGAGAGGAGAACCACUCCUCCAACUCGGACAUGGUCCACCUGGAGCGGGAGGAGGCAGAGAUGCUCGAGGAGGCCGAGGAGAAACAAUGGAGGAAAAAGGAGGAGGAAGAGGAAGACGAGGAGCUGCAGGCCAGUGUACUGAGCGUGCUCCAGGCUCCAGAAACUGAGGAGGCCUUGGGGUCAGCUGAGGAGCCUCAUGUGCCAUCAGAGUUCAGACAUGUGGUUCCCCCAAUGGCUCUGCCUCUUCUGCCUAUUGUCAAACUGGACCCCCCGUCCACAACGUCCACCCCGGUCCCUUCAGCCACAACUUCUGAAGUCGAGGAGCUUCACCUCACUCAUGGCCUUCACCCUCCUUCUAUCCUCGUCCCUAAAGCUGCAGAGCCAGCAGAACRAGGUCCGGACCAAGCUGGGUUCUCACACGUCCCCCUUCUGGAAGCUGAGGAACAUUCAGGUAAAGCAGCGCCACCGAAGGAGAAGCAAAGUGCACCAAAACCCAAACCUCUGAGCUCCUCUGGGCUGCUGUUUGGCAGCGCAGCGUUAGUGGCUGUUGUCGGGGUGGUGGCUUACGGUGCUGUGGUCUUCUACAAAAAAUAAAAACUCUAAUAUAAUCCCAGAUUGUUUCUCUUUUUAAAUCUAUUACUAAUUAACUAUUUCACCCUCCUGUCUCUGGAUGUUCAGCUUUUCWCUGGAUUCAUUUUUGUUCUACCUCAUCUCCCGAUGGAGCUCAUGGCCAUUUGGUUUUCUGUUCAGUCGCUAAAGAAACUUUAUAAAUAAAAUGUCCAAUUGGUGUCAGGA
This is a messenger RNA of Austrofundulus limnaeus, 1172 nucleotides long. Its product is annotated as bcl-2-like protein 13. The record is from RefSeq and is a predicted model, not a curated record. Lineage: Eukaryota; Metazoa; Chordata; Actinopteri; Cyprinodontiformes; Rivulidae. Gene Ontology annotation, cellular component: membrane; mitochondrion. The transcript has 2 exons. Bases 87 to 971 code for a protein of 294 amino acids. Gene Ontology annotation, biological process: apoptotic process.